Molecule: messenger RNA, 213 nt
Organism: Cetraspora pellucida
Lineage: Eukaryota; Fungi; Glomeromycota; Glomeromycetes; Diversisporales; Gigasporaceae
Source: the annotation of a GenBank genome assembly
AUGUUUUCUACACUUGAGUUUGCUUUAUUUAACUCUAAAAUUCAGAAAAUAUAUCUAAAGGAUGAUGAAGAAAAGAAGAAAACAGAAAUAGGUACAAGAAGUACUUGCACAAAAAAACAUAAAUUACCAGAAAAUAAACAAGAAUUACCACCACCAUCUUCUGAUUUUAAACCAUUCAUUUACCAAAAACCACUGCAUCGAGUAUCUGUUUAG